This is a messenger RNA of Aspergillus niger, 927 nucleotides long. RefSeq lists its product as uncharacterized. Gene Ontology annotation, molecular function: antiporter activity. The coding region runs from base 1 to 927 and encodes 308 amino acids. Gene Ontology annotation, cellular component: Golgi apparatus; trans-Golgi network; endosome. Lineage: Eukaryota; Fungi; Ascomycota; Eurotiomycetes; Eurotiales; Aspergillaceae. The transcript has 7 exons. The record is from RefSeq and is a predicted model, not a curated record.
AUGACGAUUCUGGAUCUUCCGGCCAAGGAGGCUUCAGUAUGGCCUGUUACCCUGGGCAUUCUAUCGUGGGUGUUUUGGUCGAAUCUGACCAUUUUAUUCAAUAAAUGGGUUAUUGAAUCUACUGAAUUCCGGUACCCAAUCAUCCUAACAACAUGGCAUCUCGUCUUCGCAACCCUAGCCACUCAACUUCUUGCCCGAACCACCACCAUGCUCGAUGGUCGCAAGAAAAUCCGCAUGGACGGCCGAACCUACGUCCGCAUGAUCAUUCCCAUCGGCAUUCUCUACAGCGGUAGUCUCGUCUGCAGCAACAUCGUCUACCUCUACUUGAAUGUUUCCUUUAUCCAGAUGCUCAAAGCAUGCGGCCCAAUAGUGACCCUCCUCACCAGCUGGGCCUGGCACGUCAAAACCCCCUCGCUCGAAUCCUUCCUCAACAUCCUCCUCAUCGCCUUCAGUGUCGCCCUCGCUGUCGCCGGCGAAGUCCAAUUCUCCUGGCUCGGCGUCACCUACCAACUCGCCAGUCUUGUCUUCGACGCCAACCGUCUUGUCAUGAUCCAGAUCCUGCUGUCAGACGAGGGCCAGAAAAUGGACCCCCUUGUGACUUUGUACUAUUCUGCACCGGUGUGCGCCUUCACCAACUUCAUGAUUGCGUUUUAUACUGAGCUGCGCGGGUUCAGUUGGAGUGUGAUUGGGGAGACUGGGGUCGGGGUUUUGGUUGCGAACGCUACGGUGGGGUUCAUGUUGAAUGUGUCGAUUUUUGUUUUGAUCGGAAAGACAUCCGGUUUGACCAUGACACUGGUUAGUGUGCCGAAGAACAUCCUGUUGAUUGUCUGUUCUGUGGUGAUCUGGGGCACGCAGAUCACUCCGCUUCAGAUGGUGGGGUUGGUUGGAAGGCAAGCGGAGAGGAUGAAGGAGGAGGAGGAUGUAUAG